Tachyglossus aculeatus (Australian echidna) is the source of this 652-nucleotide messenger RNA. RefSeq names its product insulin like 3 (gene INSL3). NCBI's taxonomy places the organism in Eukaryota, Metazoa, Chordata, Mammalia, Monotremata, Tachyglossidae. Gene Ontology annotation, cellular component: extracellular region. The transcript is spliced from 2 exons. The coding region runs from base 33 to 515 and encodes 160 amino acids. The record is from RefSeq and is a predicted model, not a curated record. Gene Ontology annotation, molecular function: hormone activity.
UCUGCUCCCCUGGAAGCCCGUACCUGGCCACAAUGAACUCUCCGGGGGUCCUGGGGAGCCUACUCAUCUUCCUGCUGGGCUUGGGCUGCUGUGGGGCCCCGGACCCCCCAGUGAAGCUGUGUGGGCGGGAGUUCAUCCGUGCUCUGAUUGCAUCCUGUGGAGGCUCGUCGUGGAAGCUUGACACCCCCAGAGUGGAACAGCAGCAGCAGCUGGAGCAGCUCGACGUGGAUGACCGUAAGUCCCUCUCCUCCUCUCUGACCCCUCCCCCAGGAGCUCUCCUCCACUGGAUCAACAGCGAGCAGCAGCCUGAUAGACUCUUGGAAGCAACAGACCAGUCCCUCACCGAAGAUGGCCCCACUGCAGCUCCCGGGAUGGAGCAAGGCCAGGUCGUGGACCCCCUCCUGCUAUCCCUGCUGGAACAGGGGCUGACGCGGCGCCUGAAACGGGACAUGGGGCCCGCCAGCUCCUGCUGUGCCAAGGGCUGUAGGAAGAGCCAGCUGAAACGCUUCUGCUGACCAGACCCCCUCCGCCUUGCCCUCGAACCCCUAUACCAUCCCUGGACCCACCCAGCAAUAGCCAAGAGAUCACCGCCUCCCCAUCCCACAUGGGGAUCACAGACCUUAAUUCCCUUUUUACAGAUGAGGUAACUGAG